GCGGCGGCCGGCGCCUGCGAAUUUGGGAUCCGCCUGGGAGGGACCGCUUCCUUGGGGAAAUGGAUUCUGUACCGCAGCUGACCAGCGUUUUCACUUUGCUGCUCUCCGGCUUGUGGCAUGUGGGAUUAACGGCGACAAAUUACAAUUGUGAUGACCCGUUAGCAUCCCUGCUCUCUCCAAUGGCUUUUUCCAGUUCCUCAGACCUCACUGGUACUCACAGCCCAGCUCAACUCAACCGAAGAGUUGGAACUGGUGGUUGGUCCCCAGCAGAUUCCAAUGCUCAACAGUGGCUCCAGAUGGACCUGGGAAACAGAGUGGAGAUUACAGCAGUGGCCACGCAGGGCAGAUAUGGAAGCUCUGACUGGGUGACGAGUUAUAGCCUGAUGUUCAGUGACACAGGACGCAACUGGAAACAGUACAAGCAAGAAGACAGCAUCUGGACCUUUGCAGGAAACAUGAAUGCUGACAGCGUGAUGCACCACAAGUUGCUGCACUCAGUGAGAGCCCGCUUCGUUCGCUUUGUACCCCUAGAAUGGAACCCGAGUGGGAAGAUUGGCAUGAGGGUAGAGGUCUACGGAUGCUCCUAUAAAUCAGAUGUUGCUGACUUUGAUGGCCGAAGCUCCCUUCUGUAUAGGUUCAAUCAGAAGCUGAUGAGCACUCUCAAAGACGUGAUCUCUCUGAAAUUCAAGAGCAUGCAAGGAGAUGGGGUCCUGUUCCAUGGAGAAGGUCAACGUGGAGACCACAUCACUCUCGAGCUCCAGAAGGGGAGGCUCGCCCUGCACCUCAACUUGGAUGACAGCAAACCUCGGCUAAGCAGCAGCCCACCCUCGGCCACCCUGGGCAGCCUGUUGGACGACCAGCACUGGCACUCGGUCCUCAUCGAGCGGGUUGGCAAGCAGGUGAACUUCACCGUGGACAAGCACACGCAGCAUUUCCGCACCAAGGGUGAAGCCGAUGCCCUAGACAUUGACUAUGAGCUUAGUUUUGGAGGAAUUCCAGUACCAGGCAAACCUGGGACCUUUUUAAAGAAAAACUUCCAUGGAUGUAUUGAAAACCUUUACUACAAUGGAGUAAACAUAAUUGACUUGGCUAAAAGACGCAAGCAUCAGAUCUACACGGUGGGCAAUGUCACUUUUUCCUGCUCCGAACCACAAAUUGUUCCCAUCACAUUUGUCAACUCCAGCAGCAGUUAUCUGCUGCUGCCCGGCACCCCCCAAAUUGAUGGGCUUUCAGUGAGUUUCCAGUUUCGAACAUGGAACAGGAAUGGUCUGCUUCUGUCCACAGAGCUGUCUGAGGGCUCGGGGACCCUGCUGCUGAGCCUGGAGGGCGGAACCGUGAGACUCGUGAUUCAGAAAACGACGGAGCGCACAGCUGAAAUCCUCGCAGGCAGCAACUUGAAUGAUGGCUUGUGGCAUUCAGUCGGCAUCAACGCCAGAAGGGACCGCAUCACUCUUACUCUGGAUAACGCGGCAGCAUCUCCGGCCCAGGACACCACUCGCGUGCAGAUUUAUUCUGGAAAUAGCUACUACUUUGGAGGGUGCCCCGACAAUCUCACCGGUUCCCAAUGUUUAAAUCCCAUUAAGGCUUUCCAAGGCUGCAUGAGGCUCAUCUUUAUUGAUAACCAGCCCAAGGACCUCAUUUCAGUUCAGCAAGGUUCCCUGGGGAAUUUUAGUGAUUUACACAUUGAUCUGUGUAGCAUCAAAGACAGGUGUUUGCCAAACUACUGUGAACAUGGAGGAGGCUGCUCCCAGUCCUGGACCACCUUCUACUGUAACUGCAGUGACACAGGUUACACUGGCGCCACCUGCCAUAACUCCCUCUAUGAGCAAUCCUGCGAGGUAUACAGGCACCAAGGGAACACAGCUGGUUUCUUCUACAUCGACUCCGAUGGCAGCGGGCCGCUGGGACCCCUCCAAGUGUACUGCAACAUCACGGAGGACAAGAUUUGGACCUCGGUGCAGCACAACAACACAGAGCUGACCCAUGUGCGGGGCGCCAGCCCUGAGAAGCCCUAUGCCAUGGCCUUGGAUUAUGGCGGCAGCAUGGAACAGCUGGGAGCCAUGAUUGAUGGCUCUGAGCACUGUGAGCAGGAGGUAGCCUACCACUGCAGAAGGUCCCGCCUGCUCAACACACCAGAUGGAACACCAUUUACCUGGUGGAUUGGGCGGUCUAAUGAAAGGCACCCUUACUGGGGAGGUGCCCCUCCUGGGGUUCAGCAGUGUGAAUGUGGCUUGGAUGAGAGCUGCCUGGACAUUCAACACUUCUGCAAUUGCGAUGCUGACAGGGAUGAAUGGACAAAUGAUACUGGCUUUCUUUCCUUCAAAGACCACUUGCCUGUCACUCAGAUAGUUAUCACUGAUACCAACAGAUCAAACUCAGAAGCUGCUUGGAGAAUUGGUCCCUUGCGUUGCUAUGGUGACUGGCACUUCUGGAAUGCGGUAUCCUUUUACACAGAAGCCUCUUACCUCCACUUUCCUACCUUCCAUGCGGAGUUCAGUGCUGAUAUUUCCUUCUUUUUCAAAACCACGGCUUUAUCAGGAGUUUUCCUAGAAAACCUUGGCAUUAAAGACUUCAUCCGACUUGAAAUAAGCUCUCCUUCGGAGAUCACUUUUGCCAUUGACGUCGGGAACGGCCCCGUAGAGCUCAUAGUUCACUCUCCUUCUCUUCUGAAUGACAACCAAUGGCAUUACGUCCGGGCAGAGAGGAACCUCAAAGAGACUUCACUCCAGGUGGACAACCUCCCAAAGAUGACCAAGGAGACGUCAGAAGAGGGUCAUUUCCGAUUACAGCUCAAUAGUCAGCUCUUUGUAGGGGGAACAUCAUCAAGACAGAAAGGCUUCCUAGGAUGCAUACGCUCGUUACACUUGAAUGGGCAGAAGUUGGACCUGGAAGAGAGAGCGAAGGUCACAUCUGGAGUCCGGCCGGGAUGCCCGGGCCAUUGCAGCACCUACGGUAGCAUCUGCCACAAUGGGGGCAAGUGUGUGGAGAAGUACAGCGGGUACUCGUGCGAUUGUACCAAUUCACCAUAUGAAGGGCCCUUUUGCAGAAAAGAGGUUUCUGCUGUUUUUGAGGCUGGCACUUCAGUUACUUAUAUGUUUCAAGGACCCUACCCAGUGACAAAAAAUACAAGCCUCUCAUCCUCGGCGAUUUACGCAGAUGCGGCUCCAUCCAAGGAAAAUAUUGCAUUUAGCUUUGUGACAGCUCAGGCACCCAGCCUCUUGCUCUACAUCAAUUCGUCUUCUCAGGAUUCCCUGGCUGUGCUGCUCUGCAGGAAUGGAAGCUUACAGGUUCGCUAUCAGCUAAGCAAGGAAGAGACCCAGGUUUUCAAUAUGGAUGCAGAGAAUUUUGCCAAUCGAAGGAUGCACCACUUGAAGAUUAACCGGGAGGGAAGAGAGCUUACCAUUCAGGUAGAUCAGCACCUGCGACUCACCUAUAACUUUUCCCCAGAAGCCGAAUUCAGGGCCAUACGGUCCCUCACCUUGGGCAAAGUCACAGAGCAUCAUGGCUUGGAUUCUGAAGUUGCGAAAGCAAACACCGUGGGUUUUGUCGGAUGCUUGUCUUCAGUCCAGUACAACCAGGUAGCACCCCUGAAGGCAGCCCUGCGUCAUGCCACCAUCGCACCUGUGACUGUCCAAGGGACCCUGACAGAAUCCAGCUGUGGCUCUGUGGUAGAUGCGGACGUGAAUGCCGUGACCACAGUGGACUCUUCAUCAGAUCCCUUUGGGAAGACGGAUGAGCGGGAGCCACUCACCAACGCAGUUCGAAGUGACUCGGCCGUCAUUGGAGGAGUAAUAGCAGUGGUGAUAUUCAUCAUCUUCUCUAUCAUCGGCAUCAUGACCCGGUUCCUUUACCAGCAUAAGCAGUCCCAUCGUACUAACCAGAUGAAGGAGAAGGAAUACCCAGAAAAUUUGGACAGCUCCUUUAGAAAUGACAUUGACUUGCAAAACACAGUGAGCGAGUGUAAACGGGAAUAUUUCAUCUGAAAAACUGCAGGGUCACCUAAUAUUCUUUGGGUUGUUGUUAAAUUUUUUCUCCUUUCUCCAAUCUUUUCAUUUUGGUCAUUCUCCUUUUCUCAUUUGUUUGCCAAUUAUGUUUGGCACACCCUUCUAUCAACCACGGCAUCUAGCCUCUUGACCCAGCCCAGAAGACCAGGCAGCUAUGGCCACUGCCUUCCUUUCUGACAAACGUAUCGUGGUGAUAAUGAUCACUCAACAGACUGACAUUACUCUAGACAAAGAAGAGACACAUGGGUGUACAUGUGCAUAUUUAGUUCUGUAUUUCUAGUUUCUAGGUAAGAUGCACUCUUUAGUUCCACAGCUGUUCAGUCUUGCAUUCAGCCUCAGGCUUAUGUUGAACCUGAGCUCUGAGACUUAGGCAUAUGAUAGUCACCCUUGAUAUCCUCCCCCAUCUCAAGUUCAUUCCUGCCAAGGAACUCAGGGUAGAGAAAGAAUACAAUAAAUGCCUGGUUUGCUUCAGUGGCACUUUCAAAGAAUUAAGAGAGGUUUGUUUUGUGUUGAUUUUCCUUACCAUAGGACGCCCAUUGCCCAAACUCAUUACCCUUUUUCACUUUGAUUCUUCUCCCCUGAGUAUUUCAAAUAUAAAAUUCCUGAUCGUAGUGAGCCAUUCCUUUGCUCCUUCCAUGCCACUCUCUCCUGAGGCCAACACUUUAGAACAGCUCACAAUAGCAUAAGCCUAGGGGAAGCAUGGAAAAUAGUAGCUUAAAACUAGGAGGUAAAAAAGAAAGUAGAUGUUCUAUAACUUCAAAAAUGCCUCUUCCAAUUUUGUAAGAAAUGUUAGCUAGGUUAUUCCUGGGACAAUAAUACUGAGGUAUAUAUAUAUAUACACACACAUAUAUAUAUACACACAUAUAUAUAGGUAUAUAUUAAUAUAUCUAUAUAAGUUGCUGCAGCAUAAAGAAAUUCCAAUAAGGGUCUGAAAUAGUACCUGGUUCCAUGAAAGAGCUUUAAAAACAAAAACAAAAAAUUAAAAAAAAAAACUGCAUGAAAGAAGAGAAAUAUUCAAGCAAGAUUCUUCCCUUCCAUCCACUCACCAAAGAUCUGGUGAGUUAAGUGAAUGCAGGGUUCAUGUUUUCUAGCAGACACAAUGACCCCUGCUCUGGACAUCAAGACAUUUUCUGGGAGGUUCAGGGUGCACUGACUGAUGGGGCAUUACGGUUUGCCGAGCGAACCCUCACUGCUUAGUUUCAGAGGAUCUCUUAGGUUCUACAGUGCAUCACAUUUUAAAGUCAUCUAUACCCCAUGUACAUAAAGACCCCCACACACAUCUUUUUGUAAGUAAAGACUCUCAGAUGAAAUUAUGUGAAGUUUCAGGGUAAAUACCUCUCUUGAAAACAAAGCAUCGAAGAAACAAAGUCAUUCCUUCAAGAAGGAGUCUCAGGCUCAUGCAUGAGGAGGUGGUGAGAAUCCUGAUGAUUUUGUGAUGGCAAUAAGUCUCACUCUUUACCUCUGGGUCAUCUUGGAGAAAAAGAGAAGGGGAAAACAAUAUCAACUCUCUGGUAUGCUGGGAAUGCCAAUAUAAUGAUCCACAGAUGUGGAAAGUACUUGCCAAUUCUCUUUACAAGACAGAUUCGGUCUGGGAAAACAAUUACCACGUUGCAGUUUGCCAGCCUUGACAGUGAGCAGACAUUCCAUCUCGUUCUUAGUGUGUCUAUCGCCUCUGAUUAUUUAAAGGUCCCUGGCGUGGCCAGGCUCACAAUGAGGAACUCAUUAACUCCAUCUCAUUUCAAAUCCAUUUCAGGCUUUUCUUUCAGCGUCUGAGCACAUGGGCAAGGAAUCGGCUUGUAAUCAUAUUUAUCAACUUUAAGAUGUUGUUCUAAAUAUGCAUUCUCUUCUUAAAACCUUCUGCAGAUUCUUAAUUGCAUCAUCAUUAUGUCAUUUUGCUAGUAAAUGUAUUUAAAAUGAUUCCAACGUGAGCAUCUUUUUUUCCCUUUUCUAACUUUUUUUACUAAGAUGAAUGAUCCAUCGAUAAGAGGAAAGAUCUUUAAAUAUUGUUUUCUCCUGCCUUUUCAACUCCUGUUUCCAAUGUUCACUCUUGAAUUGUUGAUUUCCAUAAAAAGGCUGUAUAAGUCGGCCUUUUGCUAAGGUAGAUAGUCCUUUCUCCCCUGAAAUAAAAGUCACCAUGAAGCACAGUAGGUUUAGCCUGAAGUGUCUCCAGUAAUGAGAUGAAAAGGCAAAGGAAGGUGUGAGUAAUAAAACUGGAACCCCUCAUUGUUCAAGUCUCUGCGAAGUGAGGCCUGUAUUUUGCUGACACAGUGCUGAUAGAAGAAAUGGAGAACUAACAAAGGCCGGCUCUGACUAUUUGCUUUCCUCAUCUACUUACAAAUGCUUCUAGGUAGUUCCACAGGGUGAGCAGUCUGUGAAGCUCUCUUCUUGCCACACACCCCACCCCCUGCAGUAUCCACCAGCACGCUCCCCACGCAUAUAGACUAUCUAUCCAUACGCACUACUAGGUGAUACAUAUAUCACAGACUGAAAAACCAACCCCAAGAUUGUGCAAUGAGCACAUCACUCUUGUAAGUAAAGUCUCAGGGCUAAUCCAAAAUUAUUUUUACAGGGUUGGAUUAUUUCAUAACCCCAGAGAACACGGACUUUCACUCGAAGUAUAUGGAAACAAGAAAGUCACUACUUCCAAAGCAAAACACAAUUUUCACUCAGAAAUAAGUGCUAGCUCUGCCUGUCUUUCCUCACUGGUACCAAACCCAUGUAGUUUUGUGCAACUGUCCAAUUGCAUGAGUGUUCCUACUUUUGAGCAAUUAUAAUCUAAAACAAAUCGUCAUUGAAAGCACUCUGCCCCCUCCUUAGCUCCUGUUUUCUGCUUUGGAAAUCAGGUAUCCUGACUCAAGCUCUGAGAGGUGGACAAUCAUAAUCCUCUUCUCGAUAACCCUCGGUCCUUGAUAACUGCAGAUUACAAAAAUAUUUUAUGGAAUGUGGUCACUUCACAGCAAAACCGAAGCACCUGUGAAAUUUCACAUUCUAAGGGGGAUAUUUAAUUGACAUAAUUUCUACCAAGCAAACCUAUUUAUGUAAGCAAUAGUACAUAUGCUUACCGUAAAAACUACUUAACCCCCACUGCAUCAUUAAUCAUGGGUAUAGCUUAGAAUGCCAUGAUCUCUAUGAGAAUUCAUCUAGAGAAUUAGACAUUUGUCACUUCCCUAGAUAUAUGUUUAUGGAUAGCUUAGCCUUUCUUCUGUUCAGUCUCAACAGCAUAUGGGAGAUUUCUGGGACUGAUUUUUUUAAAAGAGUUUCUGUCCUCUUUGGUAAUAAGACACGGCGCUAAACCUUUUGUUAGCCGCAUGACCAUCACAGGGUAGCAGGAGCAAGAUCCGAACGAAAGAAAUAGAGUGUUCCCUUCCCUUAUUCAUCAUGAAGUAUAUACUGAAUGCCCAGUACCCCAAUGGUUGAACUAGACAUUGGCUUUACAAAUAUAAAUUUUACCUUGCUCUUGCUCUUAGAGGAGCUCACAGUCUAUCAGGGCAAGAACAAGGUAUACUUGUCACAAGGGUAUGCAGAGAGGGUUAUGGAAGGUAGCUCAGAGAUCCUGCAUGAUUAUUUUUGCAAAGCCUUUGCUAGAGACUUAAGCAGAUAACUUUCUGGAAAAUAUUCAUAAUUUUUUCUUGUAUAUUCCACUUUCAAUAAGCUGCUUUGUUUCUCCUCUACAAAGCAAAUAUCUAUCCAUGCAGAUAGAUAGAGUUAAUUGAUGGAUUAAUUCUUUAGGAACAAAGAGAAAAGAUGAUCUUUGUCUCUAAAGUACUUUGGGGAAGGCCUGAUUCUCUCCAUUCUUGCUUCAUUUCUGGCUGAGGGAUUCUGAAACCCCUUCCUAUCAGUCGGACCUAAGUGAUGGCUUGGGGACCUUCUGUGGGGGAGGGACAGCAAUCUCCAUUCCCACUCCCCUCCUCCUCUUGUAUCAGUUCCUUUAAGGCCAUGGAGUUAUGACCAUUUGCUCUUCCAAAUGCCCCUUAAGGUGUUUGUUGUCCUUUCAGCCCUCUGAAAACCCUUCUUUGUCCCCACAACCCAUUUGACUACUUAGAAAGAUCUCUGAGAAUGAGAUGAAGUAGCUUCAAGUAAAUAACUGAUUAAAAAUUGUUGUCCAUCUAACUGAGGUCUCACCUCUGUGUACUGGGUGAGUUUUUCCUAUCUUGAAAGUCACAUCUGUCUCUUCUCCACAGCAAGCUCAUUCACUUAGCAGAGCCACACUGGGAGGCUACAAACAGAGUGCCUCCUCCAAGACAUUCAGGGAAAUAGAAAUCAGGCUGUUGAAAUCUUUCUUACAAAAAGCCUUGACAGUUUGUCCGCCAACCUGCCCUGGCUUCCUCUGAAUUCCCCCAAAGCUGCAAUCCAUCAAAUCCACAUUGUAACCCCGGCCUGCCAAGAGGAAUUUGAGGCAGUGUGUAGCUCUGCUCCUCAUUUUCCCUUAACCUAAAGGCUUUGACAUCCUUAGGCUUCAGUUGUCCUACAGGUCACAAGUGUGCCAAGUAAAUAAAGAGGUUUCCUUGUUUCUGCAAAUGUGAAAGUGGUUAAUGGAAGAAGGUGUAAGCAAACCCCAAACUUUCAGAAUACAUGGAGAGUAACUGAGUGCUGUUUCAUGUCUCUCAUGCACUUUGAAAAUGUUUUCUUUAAAAGAUAUGUAGUGUAAUUGAAUUACUUCCACACACUGUUCUUGGUUCGUUCUCAGCCCGUCCUCCAUACUCACCCACACUGGUGUUGGGCCAGCUAGUUUGCAGAUUUGGGUCCCCAGUUUUCAUCUUUUAUCUCAAAUCCCUAAUAGUUGAACCUCUUGGAGGAAAAAAGUGUAAGCAGACACAUACACAAAGACGUUGUAAAAUAGGGCUGUUGUUAGUCAGGCUUUCUCCAGGACAUACACGAUUCUCCAGUAGGGAUAAACACAUUUUCUCUUGCAUUGGCAGUUAUUUGAAACCUUUGUAUAAGGUUUUGAUACUGAACUCUUGCUAUUUUUGAGUGAUUUUUCUCUUAUUUUGCACUAAGGAGCUCUGAGGAGGAACAGAAAAGCACAUUGUUUCUCUUUUAGUGAAAUAUUGUAUUUUGUCAGUUAGUUGUCUGUCUUUUGUGAUGCUUAUAGACUAUAAAGUGGCUGAGUAGACAUGAUCAAGGAAGAAGGCAAAGCUUGGUGUUGGUAUUUUGACCACACCGGCUGAGAGCAUGUUGAGGAGGAAGAGGGGAUCUGUGGUAACAAUUGGUGGCCAUCUCAGGUGAGGAGGGUCAUUGCUCCCACCACGGAUCAGGGGCAGCAGCUCUUCCUGCUUUCUUGGCUCCUAAACCAGGAGUCCCUUCAGUGCAUUUGGAUCAUCAUCUUACACAUCAGGAAAAAAGGCAAUAUCAUGGGCUUUGCAUGACAAAUCCAUUUCCAACUUUGGCAUGACAUUUUUUUUAUCCUUCUCAGCCACAUCUCCUACCCCACCCCUACCCCCAAUAUUUUUAUUUCACCAAGAUUUUCAUUGUAUGCUAUCACCACAAUGACCUAACCUGCCCAGGCUGAACAUCCAGAUACAAUUAUGAAAGCAAGAAAGUAUCAAAACAACUCUUCAAACCCACUAUCCCAAUCAAAAGCCCCAUGGGUGGGAUGGUUGAGGUCCUGAAAUCAGUCUUGUGGUCCUUAUUUCCCCUUGAUUGGUCCUGCCAUCCAUAGGCAUGCCACACUGUAAGAUGAGAUGAUUCUGUCCAUCCCCAACAACAAAUAUCUAGCCCUAUUUGGAAACACUGGCUUUCUCAGUCCUGACCAGUGACACAGUAUCCAGAAUAAAAUUAGGAGAACUCUCCAUGACCAAAGGUGAAUCUGAUUGUUUUGGUAAUUAAAUCUUGGUCUUGUUUUUGUUCACAUCAUGUUCUUACAUGCCUCAGAAGGCAGCAGUAGCUUCAGAAAACAUGCAAAAGGUUCUGGGCAUGCAAGAGGAGCAUUGUAUUACCCUGGAGAUUCUUUGGAAGGCCCAUAAGUAGAAACUUCCAGUGAAACUUUAAGGGAUGAUACUUAUAGGCAUCUGCCUAGUCAUACUUUUCUGUUAUAGUCAGCCUCAUCCCCAAGGCUUUACAUGAAAUAUUAACAUGAAUGGCAGUGUCAACCAGUGCAACCUUGCCCUGCCUUAAAUACUCAUGCAAAAAAUACCAAACCUUGCUUUAAAGCAGCCUAGUUAUAGUGUGAGAGGGACUUUCGUUUAGUGAGGUCUAACACCAAGACUUUUCUCCUUCUGAAGCCAGCAGUUGACAGUCCUCCUGAUAUCGUGUGUUGUCACUUCCCUCAGUCAACUGGAAGAGGCAAAAAAAAAAAAAGGUGCAGGGUUGUUACUGGGAAUAAAAGGGCAGUCUGAGGAGGAAUGAGGAGUCUGCCUCUAGGAUUUGAUAGGCAAGGAGUCAGCAAACGUUUUCUGUAAAGGGCUGGAUGGUUUAAUUUAGGUUCUGCAAGCCAGACACUCUGAAAGUUGCAAAUACUCACUUCUGCUGCUGUAGCAGGAAGCAGGCCAUAUAUGAACAAAGGGGCAUAGCUGUGUUCCAAUAAAGCUUUAUUUAUGAAACAGAUAAUGGGUAAAAUUUGGCCUAUGGACUGCAGCUUGCUGAUCUCUAUGAUUGACCAUUGCCAUGUCCAUCUCAGAUGGGGAAAUCAGUCUCUCUCUGGCAGGCAGUGGUCCUCUUUUUUGAGGAAUGAGAUACAGUGGGGAGAUUAUUUUUAACAAGUAAACAAUAAAUGCAAAAUAACAUCUCUCCCCCCCCAAAAAAAACUAUAUGUCAGACUUUCUGUUAUGGCAAAAGCACAAAACAGGUCACCUCUCUUUGUAGAUCUUCCAGAGUCUAGCUUUUUCCUUUGGAUCUUCUCAUUUUUGUUCCUAAAACUGAAUCUCAAGUGACGUUGCCUCGUUCCAAGUCAGUUUUGUAGACCAUGUAACAUGUCUUAAUACACUGUAUGGGGAAAAAUUAAAAGUUAGCCUUAGAUUUCUUUGUUUUCUAUGGUUACUGUUGUACAGAAGAAAGACUUAAACUGUAAAUAAUGUAUAUUUAAUAAAGAGAGAAUUUUGUAUGA
This is a messenger RNA of Suricata suricatta (meerkat), 11046 nucleotides long. It is a transcript of the gene CNTNAP5, whose product is annotated as contactin associated protein like 5. Bases 60 to 3983 code for a protein of 1307 amino acids. The transcript is spliced from 24 exons. NCBI's taxonomy places the organism in Eukaryota, Metazoa, Chordata, Mammalia, Carnivora, Herpestidae. The record is from RefSeq and is a predicted model, not a curated record.